GCUGGAAGUUGUUUCUCUGAGGUGAAGAAGGCCCACAAAAAAUUUAAGGCCACUUUCUGAAGUCCGUCUCAGUUCUGUCCGGAGCAAGAUUCGUACGGACCUUAGUUUGAAGGUGGCUACUGGCCGCAGACAUUCUCUCUUCCGGAACGAAAUCCGCGCAGACAGGCUGUUUCCGGGGGGUUGCCCGAGACUGGUGCCCUGUUGCGCCCCGCCCCUCGCACGGCCACGUCCUACCGGAGCCGCAGGGCUGGGCCGCCGACGGAAUCAUGGUAUUACUUGGUUUGACUUCAAGCCAUUUGUGAGACAUUAAGCCCUGAAAAUGGAAAACAGAGUAGGAUCCUUCUUAGAAGCUCUGUGCUGUUGCUGAUGGCAGAAACCAAAUCUAAUCCAGAGUCACUUCUAGCUCCUCAGAGCCUUUUUAGUCUGGGUUGCCUUGACCAUGGAUGGUGAAUCAGCUAAACAGGAUGACAUUUGGGAAGACAAGUCCAGCAGUGAUAUUUCAUCUUGCCCUGAUGCCUCACUGGAGACAUUGGGCUCACUGACACUACCGUCUGACCAACCAAACAGAGCUCAAUAUGCCAGUGUUGAAGUAAACAACAGAGUUUUUAGGGAAGGAGGAAGCCCAGAUAGAUCCAGCCAGGAGGCCCUCUGUCAGAACGGGCAGUUCCCAGACCCUCCGUUGUCUCUUGAUCCCACAGCAAGCCCAGUGGGACCUGAUGCCUCUGCAGGUGUGGAUGGUUUCCAUGACAACCUAAGGAAGUCUCAGGGAACUAGUGCUGAGGGCAGUGUUAGAAAAGAAGCUUUGCAGUCUCUCAGACUCAGUCUUCCCAUGCAAGAAACGCAACUGUGCUCCACUGCCUCUUCAUUGCCCUUGGAAAAGGAGGAGCAGGUCCGACUACAGGCCCGGAAGUGCCUGGAGGAACAACUGAUCCAGUACCGAGUAAAGCGCCAUCGGGAGAGGUCCAGUCAACCUACAACAAAAAUGAAACUUUUUAGUACACUUGAUCCUGAGCUCAUGUUAAAUCCAGAAAACUUGCCAAGAGCCAGUACUGUAGCUGUAACAAAAGAGUACUCCUUCCUGCGUACCAGUGUUCCUCGAGGGCCCAAGGUAGGCAGCUUAGGGCUGCUGGCACAUUCUAAGGAGAAAAAGAGUUCCAAGUCAAGCAAGAUUCGGUCUCUGGCUGACUAUAGAACUGAAGAUUCAAGUAACUCUGGAGGCCUUGGUUCCACUGCUGAUGCUGUUGGAGGUUCCCUGAAACAGAGUAGAAGCAGCACGUCAGUUGUAUCUGAGACUGAUAACCGUGUAGAGAGUGCCUCACUGACUGGGGAUAGCGUGUCGGAGGCUGAUGGAAAUGAAAGUGACAGUUCCUCACACAGCAGCCUCUCUGCAAGAGGGGCCUGGGGUGCCCUGGUUAAUGUGGGCACACCAGGAGCAGCUUAUGUGGUUGAUGGCCAGGAGAUUUCUGCUGAGGCUAUGGGCCAGUUUCCUUCGAUUAAAGAUGUACUACAGGCUGCAGCAGCCCAGCACCAGGAUCAGAACCAGGAAGUCAACGGGGAGGUGCAGAGCCGCAGAGACAGCAUCUGCAGCAGUGUGUCCAUGGAGAGCUCUCUUGCUGAAACACAGGAUGAAAUGUUGCAGGUUCUUAAAGAAAAAAUGAGACUUGAAGGACAACUGGAGGCUUUGUCAUUAGAAGCCAGUCAGGCACUUCAAGAGAAAGCUGAGCUACAGGCCCAGCUUGCUGCCCUGAGCACAAGGCUGCAGGCACAGGUGGAACACAGCCACAGCAGCCAGCAGAAGCAGGACUCCCUUAGUUCUGAAGUGGACACUUUGAAGCAAUCAUGCUGGGAUCUACAGCGGGCCAUGACUGACCUGCAGAACAUGCUAGAAGCUAAAAAUGAUAGCCUGGCAUCCUCGAACAAUGACCUGCAAGUGGCAGAGGAGCAGUAUCAGAGACUGAUGGCCAAAGUAGAGGACAUGCAGAGAAACAUCCUCAGCAAGGACAACACAGUGCAUGACCUUCGGCAGCAGAUGGCAGCCCUACAGAGUCAACUCCACCAAGUACAGCUGGAGCGCACAACACUGACCAGCAAGCUACAAGCAUCACAGACUGAAAUCACAUCUCUGCAGCAUGCCCGGCAGUGGUACCAACAGCAGCUUGUGUUGGCCCAGGAGGCCAGGGUCAGGCUGCAGGGAGAGGUGGCCCACAUCCAGGUUGGACAGAUGACCCAAGCAGGCCUUUUGGAGCACCUGAAGCUUGAGAAUGUGUCCCUGUCCCAUCAGCUGACAGAAACUCAGCAUAGAUCCAUCAAGGAAAAAGAGCGAAUAGCUGUUCAGCUCCAGAGCAUUGAGGCUGACAUGUUGGAUCAGGAGGCAGCAUUUAUACAGAUUCAGGAGGCAAAGACAAUGGUGGAGGAGGACCUCCAAAGGAGGCUGGAAGAAUUUGAAGGUGAACGGGAGCAGUUACAGAAAGUGGCAGAUGCAGCAGCAUCCCUGGAGCAACAAUUGGAACAGGUGAAGUUGACACUGUUCCAGCGAGACCAGCAGCUUGCAGCACUUCAGCAGGAGCACCUAGAUGUGAUAAAGCAGCUCACCGCCACGCAGGAGGCUCUACAGUCCAAGGGGCAGUCUCUUGAUGACCUGCAUACACGCUAUGAUGAGCUACAAGCAAAGCUGGAGGAGCUGCAGAGAGAGGCUGACUCCAGGGAGGACACAAUUCACUUCCUGCAGAAUGAGAAGAUUGUUUUGGAAGUGGCUCUACACUCGGCCAGGAAUGACAAGGAGGAACUUGACAGAGGAGCACAGCGUUUGGAAGAAGAUACUGAGGAGACAUCAGGACUAUUGGAACAACUGAGACAAGAAUUGGCUGUCAAGUCCAACCAGGUGGAGCACUUGCAGCAAGAGACCGCCUCAUUGAGAAAACAGGUGCAGAAGGUAAAGGAGCAGUUUGUUCAGCAAAAGGUAAUGGUAGAGGCCUACCGGCGAGAUGCUACUUCCAAAGACCAACUCAUUAGUGAGCUGAAAGCCACAAAAAAACGGCUGGACUCAGAGAUGAAGGAACUGAGGCAGGAGCUAAUAAAAGUGCAUGGAGAGAAGAAGACUGUGGAAGUAGAACACUCACGACUGCAGAAGGAGAUGUCCCUGGUUCACCAGCAGAUGGCAGAUCUUGAGGGGCAUCUUCAGUCAGUGCAGAAAGAACGAGAUGAAAUGGAGACUCACCUGCAGUCUUUGCAGUUUGACAAAGAGCAGAUGGUAGCUCUUACUGAGGCCAAUGAGACACUAAAGAAACAAAUAGAAGAGCUGCAGCAAGAGGCCAAGAAGGCCAUCACAGAACAGAAGCAGAAGAUGAAGCGGCUGGGCUCGGAUCUGACCAGUGCCCAGAAGGAGAUGAAGACUAAGCACAAGGCUUAUGAGAAUGCCGUGAGCAUUCUUAGCCGCCGCCUGCAGGAGGCCCUGGCUACCAAGGAGGCCACAGAUGCAGAGCUUAGCCAGCUCAGAGCUCAGAACACUGGUGGCAGCAGUGACCCUGUUCUACAUGAGAAGAUUCGGGCUCUGGAGGUGGAACUGCAGAAUGUUGGCCAAAGCAAGAUAUUGUUGGAGAAGGAGUUACAGGAGGUGAUCACAAUGACUAGCCAGGAACUGGAAGAGUCCCGGGAGAAGGUGCUGGAGCUGGAAGAUGAGCUUCAAGAAUCCAGAGGCUUCAGAAGGAAGAUAAAACGUCUUGAAGAGUCAAAUAAGAAACUGGCUCUGGAGUUAGAACAUGAGCGAGGGAAGGUCACCGGCCUCGGACAGUCUAAUGCAGCUUUGCGGGAGCACAACAGUAUAUUAGAGACCGCACUAGCCAAGAGGGAAGCUGACCUGGUGCAGCUGAAUCUCCAGGUGCAGGCAGUUUUACAGCGCAAAGAGGAGGAGGAUCGCCAGAUGAAGCAACUUGUCCAAGCCUUACAAGCCUCAUUGGAGAAAGAAAAGAUGAAAGUAAACAGCAUGAAGGAACAGAUGGCUGCCGUCAGGGUAGAAGCUGGACACAACCGCCGCCACUUUAAGGCAGCUACAUUGGAGCUGAGUGAGGUGAAGAAGGAACUGCAGGCAAAGGAACACCUGGUACAGACACUGCAGGCCGAGGCAGAUGAGCUUCAGAUUCGAGAGAGAAAGCAUUCUCAAGAAAUAGCACAAUUCCAGACUGAGCUGGCAGAAGCUAGAACCCAGCUCCAGCUCCUACAGAAGCAGCUGGAUGAGCAGAUGAGCCAGCAGCCCAAAGGGAGCCAAGAGAUGGAAGAUCUCAAAUGGGAAUUGGAUCAGAAAGAACGAGAAAUUCAGUCCCUGAAGCAGCAGCUUGACUUGACAGAGCAACAUGGCAAGAAAGAACUAGAGAGUACACAACAGACAUUGCAGACUAUCAAGUCUGAGUUGGAAAUGGUACAGGAAGAUCUGUCUGAGACCCAGAAGGAUAAGUUUAUGCUUCAAGCAAAAGUGUCUGAACUGAAGAACAACAUGAAAACUCUACUGCAGCAGAACCAACAGCUCAAACUGGAUCUCCGCCGUGGUGCAGCCAAGAAGAAAGAGCCAAAAAGUGAGUCCAACUCAUCCAGCCCUGCAACACCCAUCAAGAUACCAGACUGUCCUGUCCCAGCCUCACUGCUAGAGGAGCUGCUGAGGCCUCCACCUGCUGUGAGCAAGGAACCCCUCAAGAAUCUCAACAGCUGUUUGCAGCAGCUCAAGCAGGAAAUGGACAGUCUGCAGCGCCAGAUGGAGGAGCAUACCAUCACUGUGCAUGAAUCCCUGUCCUCAUGGGCUCAGGUGGAAGCUGCCUCUGCAGAGCAUGCCCACCCCAGGGGAGACACAAAACCACAUAGUCAAAAUAAUGUUUCCAGAGAAGAGCUGGGCCAAUGACUACUGUUGUCCUCAUCACCAAGUAUUUGUGACUGCUGAAGGAAUAUUCUUUUGUUAAUAUUAUUUAUUUGAUUGUGUGCUUCUGGUUGUUUUUUGGUUUUGGAGAGGUGAGAUUUAAAUUUCCCUCUACCUUUUAUUGAGGAUUAAAAUAACUGAAUGAGGCAAGGAUUAAAGAAAUAAGUCAUUUUAAACAACUAGUUUUUCCCAUGAAAUAACCAAAUCUUAAAAAUAUCAGAGUUUGGGGGAGACCGGCGCGGGGGGAAAAAAUAAAUAAAUAAAUAAAUAAUCGAAUAAAAUAAAUAAAUAAAUAUCAGAGUUUGGAUCACUAGUGUAAUCUCAAAGUUGUCUGAACAGUUUCCUGCAGAAGGAAGGAUCUUAUGUGUGGCUAUAAACAGAUUUAAGGGUGUUGCCAGGAACCUGUUCCUAUCAGGCACUACAGAGUAGGCGCAGUAGGCAUCAGCACCUAGAAGUCUUUACUGUUUUACUCAUUAAGACCUUUACUUUUCUACAAAAAUGAACUUUUAUUUGCACCUUUUGUUUUUAUUUCAUUUGUUUUUCAAACUAUUCUACC
Molecule: messenger RNA, 5459 nt
Organism: Onychomys torridus (southern grasshopper mouse)
Lineage: Eukaryota; Metazoa; Chordata; Mammalia; Rodentia; Cricetidae
Gene: Golga3
Product: golgin A3
Exons: 24
Coding region: 440-4888 (1482 amino acids)
Source: RefSeq, a predicted model, not a curated record